CCACUUCCGUUUAGUUGAUCCUUGAUAAUAUACGCGAAGCAUGUAUCAACUAUAGAUCAUUGUUUUGAUAUUUAUUAUUCCUGAUACUUCGCAGUAAUACUCCUUCGUGUAUAUUUAUUUAUUUUCGGUAUUAAACACUUGCUUUUAAUAAUAUUGCGUGAAUUGUAUAGAUCCAGAAUAUUUAUUUGAAUAGAUGGUUUAUUAAUUUCUAUGAAAAAAAUAUUAGUGUCUUGUAGAUUGUUAUUCAUUUUUUAUAUACAACGUAUGAAAAUAUCAAUUUUUCUUUGCCAGUUUUUAUAAAUUGUUACUUCGUAACAGUGUUGCGAAGUGUUCUUUUGUGUCAAAUUCACUAUUAUCAAGAAUAAGCGACUUGAAUGGAAAACAUAACCUCAAUAUUAGUAAUUGUUUUUUAAAAUAUUAACACGUGAUUAUCGUGAGAACUUUUGGUAUAUUAUUAUGGAUAGAAACGAAGAAGAGUGGUCUGUUGAAUGUUCGGAUGAAGAAAAGUAUGAAGUUGAUUCAAAAAGCGAAUGGACAUUAAAGUCGGAAGAUAUACUUUCUUUAAUUGAUGGACUAGAAGCUAAUAAUCGUGUACUAGAACUUGAAUGGAAAUGUCCUGGUAGAAGAGGUCCUUCUCCAAUUCCUUCUUGUAAUCGUCAGCAAGAACACGGCUCGCAAGAAUAUAAACCAGAAGAAAAGUCAGAUUUUGACUUUAUGGAUGAAAUGUCAUCUCCCAGAUUACCAGUUCGUAGAGUAGGAGAAAGUACUCCUAAAGGUAGUGCUAAGAAAAAAACUGCUAGUUUUAAUGGUGUUUUGUCGACUAUGUUGCGCCAUCGUAGAUUGGAACAACAAGAAAUUAAUUCAACUUCAAAGAAAAGUGAACCUAAUUCACCAGGUUUAAAAACUCAACCAACUUAACAUUAUCUUUUAUACAAAUAGAAUACUGAAACUGAUAUAAGCACCAAGAUAUGGGACAAAUGAGAGGAAAUGUUUAUUUUUUUCACAUAUAAGAUUUUGAAUAGAAGGACUGUAUAUUGUAUAUGAGUACAAUAUGGAUAUGAAAGCUGAUCAAAAAUAGUUCUUAAAGUAAAUUUUAUAUUUGCUAAUUUAAAACCAUUUUUUACCUGAUGAAAGGUACUUUUUAUCAUCCUCUGUGAGGAUAUAAUUUAAUUAUAUUUGAUAGAUCAGGAUGGAAAUAGCUAUGUGAGGAAGCUCUUACACAUUUCCUAUAUCAAGUUUAUUUUUUUAUUUUUUUUGAGUUAAGCAUGUCUAAUUUCUACAUUUUUCUUUUUUACUCGAAACAGAGUUAUUGAUUGAAAUAAGCAUAAUAUAUGAAUUAAUUUUAAAAUACUUCAAAAAUGUGUGUGUGUGUGUGUGUGUGAGAGAGAGAGAGAGAGAGAGGGAGAGAGAGAGAGAGAGAGAGAGAGAGAGAGAGAGAGAGAGAGAGAGAAGAGAAUAGGAUAAGAUAAUAAUGCACAAUGCAUAAUUUUAAUCAAAAUUGUGGUAUUUUUAUGUAU
Vespa crabro (European hornet) is the source of this 1517-nucleotide messenger RNA. RefSeq names its product PAXIP1-associated glutamate-rich protein 1 (gene Pa1). Lineage: Eukaryota; Metazoa; Arthropoda; Insecta; Hymenoptera; Vespidae. The transcript is spliced from 3 exons. The record is from RefSeq and is a predicted model, not a curated record. The coding region runs from base 457 to 918 and encodes 153 amino acids.